Molecule: messenger RNA, 18813 nt
Organism: Pocillopora meandrina
Lineage: Eukaryota; Metazoa; Cnidaria; Anthozoa; Scleractinia; Pocilloporidae
Source: the annotation of a GenBank genome assembly
GUUUUAUCGGACAAUAUUUCGUUCGAAUUUCGAAUUUUUUUAACGCCGAGCAAUCGAUCACCGUAUGGAACUUCGGUUUCAGUUAAGAAUUUCGUUGAAAAGCUUUCCUUGGACAAGUCAGGAGCUUAAUAAUUGAUGUGUGAAAAGGACUGGAAAAGUUGUAAUUGGGGAGCGGUUCGAUUGAUUCAACUUCAACGUGAUUGCUGAUUCAGCGCGCGAUUUUUGUUUUUUCGGAAGAAGGAAAUUUUGGUUGAAAGACAACUUUUUGGGGAUCACAGGAUUGUUAGCCCUUUGCUUGUGGUUGUUCUCAACCAGAAUGGAUUUCUUUAAAAUCUAUGCGCGUUGAGGAACGAAGAGUGAUCGUUGAAUUUCACAGGUAAGUCUGUAGAUGCGAGAUAUGAAAAUAUUUUUUCGCGAAGGACUCUCUCUUAAGAGAAGUUUUUGAAUUUGGCGGUCUAUCUUGUCUGCUCGGGCUCCAGAUCGCUCGGAAACUUAGUGAAGAUAAACCAAAGGGUUGAAGUAUUCACUGAGCGGCCAUGAGAUGUGAGAGAUCUCCUUGUAGACUCAAGGUGCUUCCCAAGAGCUGAAUACUGUCAAAACACCCUUGUGGUUUAUUUUUGCUAAAAUGUUAAUGAGCGAGCUCUGUGACAGCAGCUUGUGCGCACUGUUUGCAAAGUUUAUAACGUAAUAUAUGUUUCUAUUAGGAAAGGUUAUGGUUUGUUGGAAAAGGAUACCCGUUGUGCAUGUGAGAAUCUGUCUUUAAUUUACCUUGACUACUUGCGCGGUAUUUUACAUCUUUCAUGGUGUCAGCUGCGAAAGUGCGAUCUCGAAGGAGGUUUUGCUGUUUGAGAAAAUCUAUAACUCUGUUCUAGUCCUAAAUCUGUUGAUAAGUGUGGGGCGAAGUUUAGAAUUGUCCUGAAAACCUUCUUGAAAGCUUUUUGCAGCCUUCUUCGUCGUUUUGAGAAGAGGGUUUCAGAGAAACUAUGCCUGAUAGAGAUUUUGACGCGCGGCGAACUGUAGAUUUUAAGUCGCCAAGGACAGCCUUACGAAGGGAAAUUACCUGGUGUUAUUGUCUGUGUUGUCGAUCUUCCAGGUCUCAACUGUUUGAAAUCAAUAUUCUUUAAGAUUUUGAAUAAUUUUGGGCGGAAAUGUGGUAGAAGAAAGCAAGAUCCUGAUGUUAUCGGUUGGUUAACGUCCAUUCGUUGCGCAACCGUAACUCGCUUUGUAUGAAAGGUCCGAAAGUCUUGAAUUGUUGGCGGUCCUCCCGACAUACAGUGUCGCUUAUAAUCAUUGUUCAUUGUAUGGACGCCUCAAAUCCGAAAAGUACGUCUCGCUAUAUACUUUCAGUUUCGGUGAAUUUCAACCUAAAAUGCGAUGAGAGACAAAGUAUGAAACUUUGGAACCUCGUUCCAUGAGUACGAAAGCGUCGAUGUUGGCCCGCCAUGUUUAUAAUUUCAUUCAUUUGAAUUUUCGCCAUAGCUGCCUUGUCUACCUUGAUAUUUCCUGUAUGAGACCGGUUUUGGGUUCAGAUUAGCUUUUAAGUCCAGUUUAGUUGUUUAGAGUAAAUGCCUACUUCGUUAGUGAGAAAGAUAAAGUUUUAUCUGUAUUGCUCUUGCUAGUUCUGUAGCCGUCUUUCUAGAAAUCAAUGACUAUUGGGCUGAAGUAGCCGACAGUUCGGUGCGUGCGGCUGGCUUCUUGUUUAUUAUCCUGUCGCCUUCUCAGAGUAGAAUGAAAAGAUAAGUCGUUCUCAAAUCUUUAGAUUAGAUUUCCUCAGUGUCUGUAGAUUGUAACAGUUCAUAAGAGUCGUAGAUGGGUUUCCAUAAAGACAAUUCGUUAAGCCAUUUUGCGCGGCGAGCGGAUUUCAGCUUAUAGACGACCUCUUGACAUGGCUAUGCGAAAAAAAGUAUUCGAUUGCGAUGUCGUGAGCAUUUUCUGAAAGUGUUCUUGUUCUACUGCAAGUGCUUUUCUAUGAAUUUGUUACAUUGUCUGCGAUAUGUAGCAUGUUUUAAAAAUGCUAAUAUGUACACUUAUUAUAUUCUGUUAUUAAUUCCACAAGUAUUAAGCGAGGAACGAAAUUACACGGUCCAUUAAGUUGGUUUAUCUUGGCCUCUUCUGUAGACGACGAUUGCGCCAAAAUACUGCGUGUUUUGAUGUCACUCAACCAUGUGGUUGCUUCCAACCCAAGAUGCAGUCUCAGAAUUGUACUCAGUGCUCGAGGCAAUGAUAAAACAAAUUAAUGGCAGAAGAUUAAAUGUCAUUUCUUGUUCAACAUUACAUCACUUGUAGUUUUGCCUUCACCGAUCCAGUUUUUCUAAAGAACUCAAGUGGACUUGUCAGUUUAUUGUUAAGAACGGUCAGUUUAUUUUUCCAAAUAAGAUAAACCUAAUAAUCUUGGCAGAGAAAUUAUUUUACUUGAAAGAAAUGAAUGCAAGAUCAACAUCAUUCAGAAGACCAAAGAGUGACUUGCUUACUUUUUGCCUUAUGAUUGUGCUCAGCAAAGUGUAUCAAACCAGGCCACUGUUGUUCAAAGGUUGGUGAAUGCUAUUCACUGGGUAAAUUGCUAUCCGGUGGAUAGCACAGUACAUUUCUUAAAAGUUAUCCACUAGAUAGUGAUUUAUCUGUUGGAUAGCAUUAUCUAUUCUUUGAACAACUGGGCGCAAGAACGUUCCAACCUAACAAUAGAAAACUAUUUUCAACUCUGAUAUUGGUAGUUGAUUUUUGAUCUCAGACAUUUUUUUUUUUAAUCCAAGUAAUAUUUUCAUCGCAAAAUAUCUUUGUAGAAAGUUUUUGAGGUGAUUAAAAGCAAUAAUAUUUGGUUCUGAAAUUGCGGCAAACUUCAAAGUAGAUGGGUGUUCUUAAAAAAGCCAUGUAGGUUUAAGAAUGUUCAUAGUGGUUAGAGAAGGGAUUUAUAUGUAGCAAGACAAAUCAAUUAGUGAUUAAUUAAUUGUCUAAUGAUGCUUUAAAUAUUUUUAUGGCUUCAAAAUUGUAAUUGAAUUAUCAGAGUCAGCUUUUGAUAGUGUCCAGGAAAUUUCAAAUGAUCCACUAACUGGACUGUAAUCCCAUUUUGAAUUAUGUUUUAGGUAUUGUCGGACAGAUCUAUUAGAAAAACAAACAAAUGUCACUUGAAUUGUUUACUUGACAGAUUAGUGUGGACUUGAUUAACAGUAAUUGAUUACUGAAAUAGUAGCUGUAUUGAAUUCUUAAUGCCAUUUGCAGUUUUAUUCAAUGAUAUUAAUUCAUUUUCAGUUCUGAAUUGUAAAUUAAAUAGAUCAGAGGUCUAAUUUAAUAAUAGUGGAGUGGUUUUAAUCCACGUACAAAAACAGCUGUGAACACACGUUUCACUCACUCCACAAAAAAUCACUUUCACUCCAUUUACAAGGUUUGUAAUUAAGAAAUGAAUUCACAAGAGAUUGGAUAAUGUAACAGGAGAACGUACUAACAAACAACUCCAUUUCUGAAUUAAAGUAGCUCAGAUCCAGAAUUCCCAGAUCAUGGAUGCUUUCAUUAAUAUUGUAAUAAGAGUUGGAUGCUGCGAAAGUUUCCUGUUUACUUUCGUCAUGUUACUUUCAAAAGUUAAAAAAAAAUUAUUUGCAAUUAAAUGGGGAAGUUAGAUGUACCUCCUUUCAGACAUUUAAACCCCCAAAGAAGGAAACAAAAUAUAACUUAAGGGUUAACAAUUCACUAUAUAACACUCAACAUCAACCUCUAUCUCUUGUUAAAGAGUUGGAUUCAAACUUAAAAAGUCUCUUGAAAGCUGUUUGAGUGAACUUACAUUAUAAUGCCUGGAAGACAACUGUUUAAUCAAUUUGAAGUUGACAAAUAAGGAAAUAUCCUCUAUCAAGCUUGAUGUUAAUUAACAUCUCUUUGUUAGGCAAUGUGGCACAUUUUGUGGGUUGAAGUGAAGAUUUUGGUGGGGUAAAAUGUAUUUUAGCCUAUUUUUUUACCCUGUUUUGUUUUUUAUUUUCAGUUUUAAUUUUCUCAAUGCCCUCCAAAGAAAUAAUAGUAGUAAUACAGGCUAUGUUCUUGGGCUUUAAUUUGAUUUUGGCCCUUCUUAGAUAUCAUUUGAUAACAAGUGCCAUUGGGAACUUUCUGUAACUUUUUAUUUAUUUGUCUUCCAGAGUAUUGUGUAUGAUAUAUGUCCAACUAAUAAUUUUUAGAACUGGUAAAGUGAUGUCCUGUUUCAAGAGUGAAUCCUUUACUGAACAAGUCUUUUUUACAGUUACUUGUUCAUGUGCAUCCAAGAGAGGUUUUUGUUUCAAUUAAGAAAAGAAGGUGAAAGACAGAACAAGAAAUAAAAGAGAAAUGCAGAGUUACACAGUGGACAUGACCUGAACCAUUUUGUUAAUUAACCAAGCAUUUUAAAAACAGUUUUGUAUUUCUGAGCAGUACCAUUGAUACUGAUAAUAUGUUUAAAUAUCAGAACAGUGGGUGGUUGUAGGAAACAAUUAGUUGUUGGUUUAAAUGACUGCUGUCAGGGAAACAGUGACAAAAAUUAACCGUUCAGAACCCUUUGAGAACUGGUGUCAAGAGUUGAGGUUUGAAAUAUUUUGAACCCUUCUUGAUGUUGAUCAAUCAAAAAGGAUAAAGGAUCAGAAAUGUCUGAUGUGUGACUCCAGAAUGCAAGCUAAUGCUGAAUCUAUGUCUGUAAAAUCAAAAGAAAGUCAAUAAAAACCUGCAUGAGGCCAAGCUUUUAUUUGACAGUCAGAUUUACAUGUUUUGUGAUAAAUGCAAUAAAUGGCCUGUUUAAUUAUUGUUUUGGAUUGAAAGUGUUUGUCCAUUUUGGCAGUCUCAACAGGAGUUUCAAAUCAACUUCCUAGUUGAUUAUUUAUGAAGAAUCAUAGCAUUUUUUUAAGAAUUUUAUUUAUAACCAAACAUUUUCUACUCAGAAGUCUUUUCUGUAAUUCAAAGUACACAAGAAUUAGUCAUACUGUAAGUUAUAUAGGUAAUUUCCUGUAGACAACAUUCUGGAAAGUAGUUUAAAAUGGCAAAAAUGUGAUUAAAAAAAUCAUAUCUGUUCACAACUGCAAAGCAAUUCAGUUAGCUGUUGUAUGUGUGUUAAUUUUGUUUUAGGUUAAUUAAAUAGUCAUUGGUUGAAAUCUAGAUUUAUAAUUCAUGUGUUUCAUUCACUUGUUGGUCACAGAGCAGGGAAAAAUACUUUGUGGAAGUGGAUAUUCUUUUCUUUCUAUUUACUCAGGUAACAAAAGAAAUUCAUUUUUUCAUUUCAGACAAGCAUUGUUCAUAAGUCUUCUCUUGUCAUAACUGCGUGAAUUAAAUCGUUUUAUGACCAAGUAAAUACCACAAAAAAGUUAAAAUUUCAUCACUAUUAAACACUUUUAUACCUUGUGGUUGAUAUCCUGAAAGGUCGUGUGUGAAAUUGAGUAGUUUUUUUGUGAGGUGUGGCUCAACAUUUUAGCGCGGAUGGGGCAAAAUUUAUAGUGUGACAAGAGGUUCUUCCUACCCCGAAAACUUAGCACAAUUUUCUACAUCAGUCUGCAAAAGGUAGUUUUUCAUUAAUGUUUAACAUUUCAUUCAUGGUUGUGAACAUUAAAAUUUAUGUUGUAGUAAUCCUUUGCACUCAAGGUGUGCCCCUGUAUAUAGUUGAUGGAAAAAUGCAGGCCUUGGAAUUCAUAAAAGUUAGUCUUGAAUUGUUCAAUUUUUAGCUUGUAUCCAAUCAUGCUUAGAUCGUAUUUUUUAAAAUAGCAGUAGAACUACCUGAAAAUAAUAUUUUUUCUAAUGAACCUUUAGUUUUACAAAGUUGUUCAUAAUACUACUCUGUAGAGAUUUCCAUUAUUAAUUUGUGAAGCUGCUUUGAGGAAUUAAUUUAUUGAGCUUAAUGUUAUACAGAAAUCUGUCAUUUUCAUUUCUAACCUACAUGUGUGUGUGAGUGAAAUUAUUUCUCAAGUCUUUUAUUUUUCUCGGUAGUAAGGCUUUGUGUGCUGAUAGUCUUAAAUUUAGCCUUGAGAGUUAGGUUAAAAACAUGAAGUGGAAAUCAAAUACAUUGCAUUGUACCCAGCAUGUCACUAUUUGUGACGUUAAACUGGAUUUGUAUCAGUCCAGGGGGUCUCUGUGCAAGCAGAAGAAAGAAAAUGCCUACAACAAUCAUCUUAAGUUACAUAAACCAUUUAUUGGAGAAAAAAGGGCAAACAUUUAUUGCUGUAGUCUUUGUAUUUUUGUUUCAAUUUUAACAUCUGGCAGAAAAGAUAACAUAACCCAACUUUAAAGUGUACAGUACUUGACAAAUUGUUUUGCUCAAAAGUCAGUCUUACAAUUUGCUUUUUGGUCUGUUAUGUUGCAUAUAAUUUACCCCUAAGAAUUGUCACCAGUUGAGAGUCAAAAAAGCGUCAUUUUACUAUGAGAUACUUUUCACAGCAUAAUUUUUAUAGCAUGGUGUGUUCUUGGUUUACCCAUGUGUGCGAUUCUGAUGAUGCUUAAUUUUACUUGUCACAAAUGAAUGACACCAAUUAGUGUAAAGUACUUCCUUUGAGGCCCUUCUACUCUUGACUGAUAUUGUUGUGGUAGAAUUAUUUGCUCCUAUGUAUUCACAUACCUUCAACCCUUCACAGUAUUCAUAUGUUUUUCCUUUUUUUGUGUGUGCCCAGUUGAACAGGUAGUGUCCUUGCCCGCAGUAGUUUUAUUCACAUUUUGAUGAUGACAGAUAUGUUCAUGGUUAAUUUUGAAACCUGCCAUUCAAAGGAAUUGAUUAGCGGCAGGAUUAUGCUCUCUCUCCAUGCGCCAUUAGUUUUUAUGGUGCACGUGGGCUAGACAUGCCAUUAGGGAAAUUAUUUUUGAUAUAAGUGUAUCAGUUGUAACCGAUGAAAUCUUAUGAUAGUAGUGGUUUAGAAUCUUACCAAUUUGUUGUUAAUAUUUCCCUUUUUUUCCAUUGAGUUUGUCUUUUAAAAUGAAAUCAAAAUCCAAUUAAUUAUUUCAUUAGCUGUUGUGGAUGUCAUAACAAAGUAAUGUUAAGGCUUUAAACUUUGAACCAAAAUGAAGAAAAGGAAGAAAAAACAGACAUUGAAAGCAUUUUAGCCAUAACAAAUGCAUGUGCUUUUGACACAGGUUUCUGCAUUUGUUUUGUUCCAAUAUUUUUGGUGUUAAAAUUGCCAGCAUAUGAAUCAGGAGUGUUUCUCUUUGUGCAGCUAGGAUGUCAUGCUGGAGUAGGUGAUGGACAUUCCUCCUGGGGGUGCAACUACUGAUAGAGGUCAGUGUAUAUCUAAAAUAUUUAAACUCCAGCACAGAGUCAAGUAUGGUAACAAGAUUUACUGUUGAUAAAGAAGCCACCUGGAAGCUUGUACAUCUUAAAAAAUUUAGAAUGAAUUUUCCUGUUUUCUCCAUCCUCAGUCUUCCUUGUGUUACCUUGAUUUACUGUUUCCUCUUUUGUUUUUUUCCUCGUUGAAGAAUUAUUUGACAACUCUUGUGUGUUGAAAGUAGUUUCAUACAGUACAAAAAAAAAAAUGAGGACAAAGUUGGAUGUGCAUGUUGCAUCUUCAAGGGAACAUCUAUAAGAGCAUUCCAAAACAAUUAUCUUCCAGGCAGGGAAAAUGGAGGUUAAUUGCUAUUUUUGAGGCUCUUGUUACAGAUCUUUUGCCUCUGUAGUUUAGUUUAAAAUGUUAAGACAGCUUUCCAUGGGCUGUGCUUUGGCAGAACCCACGUGCCAGAGAUGACAAACUGCGUGUAACUUAAAUAGCUGCGAUUAAAUGAAAUGUCUUUAGAGCUGGGCAUCUCAGAAUUCUGAGACAGGCUUGCUAGUACUCGGUAAUUCUCUAAAGAACACAACUUUUCUUUCAAGUUGUUCCAUUAAUGUCAGAGCUUGUCAGGAUUAGUUUGAAUAACAUUCUUGUUGUGGUUACCUUCACCAUCUCAGAAACGUCUGUCCUUUGUACUGACUGAUUCUCUUGGCUUUUUUACUACUUCUGUGAUGUUGCUAUGUUACUUGGUGGUAUUUUUUGCAGUUCUAAUGUUACUUGUUCACUUUUUCUCUCUGUUAUUCCUUAAAGACGGCAAUGGAGAUCAGACAUCCAGAGUAGCUUCUGACAUGAAUUACAUUGCUGGAAACACAGAAGACCAACCGGUAGAUGAGGUGGAUUUUGCUGGAGUUCAAACAUUCUAUGGCAAGAUCCCAACUACGUUUCGUGACCCGAGCUCUGCACCCCUAAGAAAGCUCAGUGUGGACUUGAUCAAAACUUACAAGCACAUUAACGAGGUAACGUGGAAUGUCCAAUGACUUAAUUCUUAACGUGAUUGUUAAUUCUCCCCUCUAGCUGCUAAACAUUUGGUGUUAGAUCAAGAUAGCAACUUCUAUGUGAUAACUUUGAGUAUUCUCGUCACCUGUUUGCUGGAUAAGUUAUCAACAUUGUAGGGAGAAGUUACAUGUUGAUCACUUCUGGGAAUCACAGGGUUAAUCCACAGUUAAAUGAACCUUUUCCACCUUGAGCCUAACUUUAAAUCUGGGGUUUUCUCUUAGUGAGUUGGGAUUUGAAUGCAGCAAGACAGAAGCUAUUUUAAUGUAUUACAGGAAGCAGAUACUCUGCUUACUUCAGAUGACCAAAUUUUUUUUCAAUCAAUACUUUCUCAUUAAAUCAAACAAAAAUUAACUAGCCUUGUAAUCAUGUGUAUAGCUCUUCUGAUAAGGAGAAAAAAACAGUUGAGCAUUUACUUCGAAAGAUACACUUUGAUACAGUGUAAGUGUGUACACUCUCUAGAUUUGUUGGUCAGAAAAGAGGAGUGUUUCAUAAUUAUGAUAAAAGUAGUUAUAAUGAUAAUAAUAAUUAUAAUAAUGGUGAUGAUAAUGAUAAUAAUAAUAGUAAUUAUAAUGAAAAUAAUAAUAAUAAUAGUAAUUAUAAUGAAAAUAAUAAUAAUAAUAGUAAUUAUAAUGAAAAUAAUAAUAAUAAUAUUAAUGACAAGAAUAAUAACUUAACAUUUAGAGGCUCAGAGUAAAACACACAAAAGUAUACAAACUGAUUAACCAGUGUCCUUUGUUAAUAUUAAAUGACUAAAAACUUAGAAAUUUGCCUUUGUUAAAAACACAGCAUGAAGAUGAUUUAAAACAACACCUGAAAAUAUCCUAUACUACAGCUACUGUAUAAAUAACAUAAAAGAAGUCUGUAAGUGUAUUGACAAAGAAUUUAAUUACAAGAUAAAGUGAUCUAAAUGCCUAGAACUAUUUUUAAAAUGUUGAAACCCCAAGUUCUUAACGCCAGCCAGAUUUGGUUCGCUCAUGUUGCUCAAGGUGACUUUUUGAUUGAAUUUUCAAGAAUUAGAGUUAGUUAAAACAAGAUUAUAUCUCACGAGUCGGGGAAAGAAUUCCAAUUUUAGUUUUUUUUUAUUAAUUUUUGAGUUGUGUAUAUUCAAACGGGACACUUGCGUCAUCAUUAUAACAAUGUUUAUUUGUUUAGGUGUAUUAUGCCAAGAAGAAGAAACGCAAGGAGUUGGAGAAGAAUGAUGAAGGCGGCCACAAAAAAGAGCCUCGACUGCACAAUGAUGGCUAUGACGAUGAAAACUUUGAUUACAUCAUUAAAACAGGGGAGAAGUGGUUUGAUCGCUAUGAGAUUGAGUCUCUCAUAGGAAAAGGCUCAUUUGGCCAGGUAAAAUAUAAAUUUUUUUUUUCUGUUUUUUUUCUCUAAUUUACGCAUGUGUAAAUCACAAUCAGCACUUUAGUAAUAAUAUAUUUACUUAUGUAAAGGUGAUUGUUUUGUUAUUUUUCAACACGACUGGCAUGCAGAAUAUUUAUUUUAAUUUUCUUGAUUAUUUUUUGUAUUUUUCUUGUGAAUGUUUACAGUAGAGUGAUUUGCCCAAGUUAGGAGAAGUUGAAAGGCAAUCAGAAUUAGCUUUUAGGGUGGAAAGAUUCCAACUUCAGUAUUACAAUUACACAAAAUUUGAUGAAAAUAGAGACUAAUUUUUUGCCCUAUUCAGGCUGACUCACAAACAGCCCAAAUAUUUUUUGGGGGGUUAGAAUUUGGAUGAAUUAAUAGUCAGCAUUUUUAAGUGUUUUUCUGUGAUAUGUAAAUGUGCAAAUGCUUAGGGUUUUCCCCUGCAAUUUCCAACUUAAUAUUUAACAUAUAUGUGAGCAGAAUAUUUGAGUAAAUUGUGGAGCUUCAAUUUUUUUUCCAAUAUAUACAACCAUGUAAUUUCUUUGUUUCUACUGAAGCAGUAGAAUUUAUGUCAUGUUUUCAAUAUUUGAAAUAACUUUUCAUUUUCAUGUUUUUAACCCUGAAUGAAAGUUAGAGUAUCUAGUAAACAUAACAAAGUGUUGAUUUCAUUUAUUAUUCUCUUACUGGUAUGUUGCAUUAAACAGAAAAAAAAACAAGAAAAAAAAGCACAUGAUUAAAAAAAACCCAACAUUAGGGUAAAAAUCGAAUAAAGGGGGUAAGUUUCUGAAGAAACUGGUGGCGUGACAGUGGGGGUUUUAAUAGAAUAAUUUUGUUUUAUCAACUGAUUUGAUGAUUUAAAUCGGGCACCCUAAAAAGUUUCUUAAGCUGAGCGUUAGCACUUCGUAAGAGCGAAGAUAGUUAUGGAAGUAGAUUCGCUCUGACGAAGGGCUACGCUUGAGACGUCGGCUUGGGAACUCUACGGUGGCCAAUUGGGAUUAUCGGGUCAUAACCAGGCUAGUUAUUUGUUGUCGUUGUUUUCUUUCCCAAUUUGAAAGCAUACAGGCUUCUUUGGUCAUAGCACACCUUUAAAUAUUGUUUCUUUGUGAGUUGAUCUUGUACUUUUGCUAUAACAAAAAUGUAUUUCUAUUUUAUUGCGUUUAGUUUCUUGUUCAGAGUGGGCAGUAAACUUAGUUGACGGUGUUUUCUUCAAUUUUUUUUUAAAUUCCUUCUAGGUGUGCAAAGCGUAUGAUCAUCAGGAAAACGAAUACAUCGCUAUAAAGAUAAUCAAAAACAAGAAGCCAUUUUUGAAUCAAGCUCAGAUAGAAGUUCGUUUGUUGGAGCUAAUGAACUCACACGAUCCAGAUGGAAAAUACUACAUCGGUAAGAGUAACCAGGAAACAACCAAUCAGUUGUAAGAAAAAUAUCACAAUGAGCCAAUGAAAACUCGCCAUAAUAAAACAUGCAGACGGACUCAAGCGCGGGAAAACGCGUGUGACCAACCUCUUGAUCAAUUCAGGUUCCACAAAUGAUUGGUUGAGAGCUUGGUGCAGCAAAACAAUGACAUCACAAUAAGCUAAUUAAACUUGCAUGCAAACUUACCUGCAAACUGUUGCAUUUCGAUCAUAAAGAUGCAUUUGGAGUAGGUUGACUUAGAACAAAGUCGAUAUGUGUGCUCGGUAGUCUUCGGGGAUAGUCUGUUUAAGUUUGCUAAAUAGGAGUUUCAGUGGAUGAAUAUGGUGAAACUUUCAAAAUUUUGAAAAAUAUCGCCAUUUUUAUUUAUAUCUACGUCGCUAUGGAUACAUAAGCUCAGUGACAUGCGCAGACGUUAUUCAGCUUUGUCACGAGUGAAAACAUUUAAAAUUGCAAUACGAUUGUGUGACGCAAAACCAAAAGUAAAUGAUCGCUAUGGCCAAUCAGAACGAAGGACAGUAUCAAGAGCAAACUAUACCAAGCGCGGGAAAGCGCGAAUUUUUUAGUUCUGCAUCUGAUUGGUUGAGAGAUAAACGCUAGCUUGCUUAACCAAUCACAGAGCAGAGUUGGCAAAACCAAUAUGAUGGUGGAUUACUCUGGCUGCUCAAUGUACCCCUUUCUUACUAUGAUCAAUCAAAGGAAUUUCUCCAUACGAAAUCAAUGAAAUUCUCUAGCAGUCACUGAUGAGAACAACUGAAAAUAUCAACGAGGGAAUAGCAUUCAAAUUCACACGUCUUAUACUUCUUAAAGCGAUAGUUAGUAACAAAUGUAUGGUAAACUACUGCCACUAGGGUUUAACUCUUUGACCCCUAAGAGUGACUAACAUCUAAUUUCUCCUUACAAUAUCACCCCUAAAUCACACAUUGGGGCCAUGAGAAUGAAGGAAAUGAUCAGCAACUAAAGAAUUUCUUGAUUUUUAAACAAGUUCUCCUCUGUAACACCAUAGGCAAGUUAUAUAGGACAGUAUGGAGAAUAUACAUACUGAUGUUAUAGUGUAAAGGGUUAACACCUGCAUAAGACACAGAAGGGAGAUUUCAGCUUGCUUUUACUGAAAUACACUUCUACUUCAUUGAUUUUGUUCAUUUGAUCUCUCUCAACAGUGCGGCUUAAGAGACACUUUAUGUACAGGAAUCAUUUGUGCUUAGUGUUCGAACUGUUAUCGUACAAUUUGUACGACUUGCUACGAAACACGAACUUUAGAGGAGUGUCAUUGAAUUUGACGAGGAAAUUCGCACAGCAGAUGUGCACCGCGUUACUGUACUUGUCAACGCCUGAACUAAAUAUUAUUCACUGCGAUUUGAAACCUGAGAACAUUUUGUUGUGCAAUCCUAAAAGAAGUGCCAUCAAGAUUGUGGAUUUUGGAAGUUCAUGUCAGCUUGGGCAAAGGGUAAGAACGGUAUCUUUGGUUUGUUCCGUUUGUUUUGAUAAUUUUUAUAAAAUAAUUUUUUGCGUUUUUCCAAUUAUGUAAUUAUUGACAGCACAUUUUGGUAGCAGUGAAAAGCGCGGGAAAAAAUCAUGAAAGCGAUAUUAGGGUUAUUUUCUUUGCCGCUGAUUGGUGGCAAAGUCAAAUUCUUUAUUAUUAUUGGUUGAGACGUGCUGCGGGGUUAAGUUUGAGACAAACCGCCUGUGAAAAGCACAGGGAAAAAUCUCUUUUUUAAUCAUGUAGUUUUUGACAGAAUAUUUAGAUGGCAGGGACAUGUGCGGGAAAAAAACGUGAAAUUGAUAUUAGGGUUAUUUUCUUUGCUGCUGAUGGCAGCAAAGACAGAUUCUUUAUGCUUAUUGGUUGAGACGUACUGCGGGGUAAAGGUUGAGACAAACCGCUGGUGAAAAGCGCGGGAAGAAUUGCGAAAGCUUGUUGACGAUUAUCUUUGAGGCUGACUGGGUGCUGUCAGAUUUUCUCAUCAAAUUGGUUGAGACACAUUGCGUGUUGCUUUUUAUCGUAGCGAGCACGGGAAACGUUGCUUACACCAAAUUAUUUUUAGUGACCUGAUUGGCUGAACAGGCGACAUCUACACUCGCAUAUUUUACAAAAGUUGUGUUGAAGUCUCGUCCAGGGAAAGCCCUCGGACUUGAAAUGGUGUUAACGGUGUUCUUACAGGAAAGGGAUGUGAUGGCUGUCAAUAAUUGAGUCAUAUCGAAUAUGCACCACGCUUGCUAGCACUUAUCAAUCGUUUUGCAGCAGGAAGGUAACGCUCCAUCUCGAUUUCCAACACAUCAUCCGACUUCAGUGCAUUAUGCCCUCUCUUUCUGGAUGGAAAGCCCGUCCAUUUGUAAGUUACGCUCCCUUUCCUCCCCCCCAUCCCCACUCACCCACCUCCUUUUCACUAAGCUUUUUGACAUGUUUUCCUGUUAGCUCGCUGGAACACAGGCUCUAUGGUUGAGAGAAGCGCCGUGAGAGUGAAGUGUUUUGCCUUUAGUAAACUCUCAGAUUGAAGUCUGAUUGUCGAUGUUAUUUGUUUUGCUUUUAUGGACUCGUCAAUCGACUGGUGGAUAUUUUGUUUUUAAGUCUACUUGAUUGCAUUGGCAAAGUGAUUGUUUUCGAAUUUCGCUAGAGAUCUGUUGGAAAGGUCAAGGAAAACCGAACUGAACACAAAAUAAACAACUUCGAUCUUUCUAAAGCAUAUAUUUUUUUGUGCGAAUGUUAUUCAGUCAACGGAUUAGUGCAGUUUGUAUUCUAUUAAGAUGAAAUCUACAAGUAUCUUCUGUUACGUGUGAAAUUUUGCUCAAGCUCUUUUGUUGACAACUGUGGGUGCAAUGUUAUGAAAUUUCGAUGUUUGACGUUUCAGAGUCUGUAAUGUUGAGGUUUUCAUCCUAAUAUCAAUUAAUUUGUCGGAAAUUGACUGGUGCUUAUUGAUUCUCGAGGGCUCUUAGUGUAUAGCCGAACAAUUUAAACAGAAAAGAAAAAAUGUGGCUUUCCUAUUGUCCUAAAAGCCUUGCAGCUAGAGAAAACACACCCGCGCGUAGCAGUGUUCAUUGUGAUAUCAGAGUGAAUAUUCUCCACACUUCAACGCGUUUGACGAUGACAGCCGAUUCAUAAUGAAUUAGGGGAACAAAGGCAAGCAACAAUACUUCUCAGAAGUACCGACAUAAUACGAAUUAAUAUUUAAACAACUGUUGGUGAACACGGACCAAUCACAGCGCGUUGUCUUGUGCAAACAGAGCCGUGUGGUAAUUGAAAAGUGUCUAGGAAGUAUGCAAAUCAACUCUGCUGAAUAAAACUUGCCUCCUACACCACACAUUUUACAUUAUUGAUUAAAAGCAAGGUGUUUUGAGGUAAUUUCUGUCAUUUCCAUUUCUUGAAGUUCUAGUAUUUAAAGUUUGUUGUGCACGAGACUAGCACGUGUCUUAAAUCUUAAAUGUACACGACAGAAAAAAAAAAAAAACUAAAAAAAAAACAAAACAAAACAACGUCGGAGGAAUAUUUCGCAAUUACGACUUCAGUUAAUUAAUUACACCAAAAAAUAGAUUGUUGAUGCGUCUUUGUCGUUCUCGAGCCAUCGAUUGUGUUUAAAUUGCCUCAACGUAAUAGUUUCCUUUUCAAAAUCUUUCAGAAGCCCUUUCAAAUCACGAAAUGACUGCAAUUAAAAGUGAAAAUUCCCUCCGGGCUUUUCGACGAGGCCAGACUUUCUGGCGACAAUAUUUAGCAGGUGGAAGCGAAAUGCUGGCCUAAUAUCAAUUUUUUGUUAGUUAAAAGAUAACCUCUAUACUUCCAACCUUACCGCUGUAAUGGACUGUAAAGACCUCAGUUAAAAUUUUAUUCAAUUCAGUUUUCCUUUGAAAAAUGAAUCAGGCUUAUUCUUGGUAACAGCAGUUUCCGUGCGGGCAUAACUUUCCCGCAGUUAAGACUUCCUUUGGAAUCAAGGCGGAAGAAAACUUUGACAGAUAGUUUUAACUUAUAAAUUGAAACGUUUUUGACCAGAAGACAUGGACUUCCUGCUGUCAUCGUUAUUAAUAGAUUUUUGUUUGAAAUUCUGUCGUACUUUUAUCCAUCUUUCCUCUUCUCAUAAACAUUUUACGUCAAUUAUUCGAAUCUCAAAGCAACUAAGCCCUUUUUCCGACUUUUCUGUCAAAAUGCCCACGGUUAGCAACGUUUUAAUCAUAAUGUUAUAUAUUUAUGUUUAUUUAUUCGUUCAUUGAUGAUUAUUUUUUUGCGUCUGACAUAGCGCGGCAAAUACGAAUAUAUUUUUAGUGUAAACUCUGUAAGAUCUUAGUUGAUCAGCGUUUACUGUUAUGAUUGCGUUUGCAAGCUUCGUGCGUCUCGCAUUUCGUCAACGCGCUUUGCACUUCUCAGGGACCGGUCGUUAUGUGUUGCCUGAUUUUUUUUUUUUUUUUUUUUUUUGGGGGGAAAGGGUCGAAGGAUUUUGUUUGUGCUACUAUAAAAUUGAGCUGAUCCCCCUCUAAGGCUCAUUAUAUUCCAAUGAUCCUUUAGUUCACGUCCAUUUCCCUAUGAUGCUCGAUUUCCUCUCGCGCUUUUUUCGUGUUCCAUGUUUGUGGGUUUUCAUUUUGGCUUUAAUUCUUAAUUCUUAAUUCUUAAUUCUUAAUUCUUACGCAGAUUUACCAAUACAUCCAAAGUCGGUUUUACCGUUCACCGGAAGUACUUCUAGGCGUGCCUUACGAUCUUGCAAUUGACAUGUGGAGUUUGGGAUGUAUUUUGGUCGAAAUGCACACCGGAGAACCACUCUUCAGUGGGGCAAACGAGGUGAAUGAAUGAUUGUUUUUUUCUAAGUAACAACUAUUACUCUCACGCAAAUGUGAAUAGUUAUUGUCCAUGACGUCAAAAAUUAAAUUUUUUCCGUUGUACUUUUAGUUUGAAAUAUCCAUUACGUCCUUAUUCUCAUAGUUAUGCUGUCUUUCUUCUUCAGUUUGAUCAAAUGAUGAAAGUUGUCGAGGUUUUAGGCAUUCCUCCAAAUCACAUGUUGGAAAGUGCGCCUAAAGCUAGGAAGUUUUUCGAUCGCUUACCAGAUGGUACAUACGCUUGUAAAUCUAGCAAGGACGGUAAAAAGGUAAGACAAUCUGUAAAUAUACUAGAGACAGAAAAUUAGUAGCAGCUUUCCCCACUGCUCCACCUUCCAUCUUUUACCUCCCCUUCUUUUCAACCCCCUCACGUUUUCCCUCUCCCUUCUCCUAUCUCUCACAUGCACACACACACACCCCCCCCCCGUCCCUUCUUGCUUCCCUUUGUCCUUCCUAUCACCCUCCCUCCCACGGUCUCUCCUUGUUUUGUUUCCUUUCUCUCUCCAUCGUUCCCUUUAUACGUUUUUCCCUUUCCGCCAUCUCUCUUUCCCCGUUCCCGCCCUGUUUAUCUCCCCUCUCUUUCUCUUCCUUCCUCGCUCCUUACACGCCAAGUGAAGGAACUUGACGUAUUCUAAAAUUUUGCCAUGACCAUGUAAAUUGUGGAACUCAUUGAGUUUACGACCUGUAUUCCAAAGGUAUUUUAAUGGUUGGAGAAGGAAGUCGCCUAUCCAUAGAUGGCAGUAUAUAUGUCCUUUGCCUUUUCAGAAACAUUUGCUUAAGCGUUUUGUUUCCUUUACCUAAGGAAUACCGACCGCCGGGAACAAGGAAACUACACGAUAUUUUGGGAUGCGAGAAAGGCGGACCGGGCGGCAGAAGACAAGGAGAAUCUGGACAUUCACUUCAAGAUUAUUUAAAAUUAAAGGACCUUGUUUUGCGCAUGCUUGAAUAUGACCCGAAAGCUCGAAUAGCGCCGUACCAAGCUUUGCAACAUUGCUUCUUCAAAAAGACUGCUGACGAAAGCACAAACACCUCGCAUUCAGCGAAUUCUUCUCCCGCCUUGGGAGGUACGACGAAUAGAACUUCAAGCACAACCAGCACUGCGGUGUCCAGCAGUGGCACACGCGCAUGCUCCGACCCUACUGUGCACGCGACUGUGACGUCAUCUGCCAUGGAAUGCGACAGCCCAAGUGGAAAAGGACCACAGACAUGGGGCAAUGGGGGCGGAGGGAUGUCAUCGCAAUUUAAAAGAACUAAUGAGAGAACUUGUAAUAAUUCCGAUUCGAGAAUCGCUGGACAAGGAAUUCAACAAACUGCGACGUUGCCAGGGGCUCGCAGUGAAGGCUCGUCAGCCUACAGCUCCGCCUCAAUUAACACAUCUCUUCACAGCGGCGAGGCAGGACGAAGCCAGGGACGAGACUUCGGUGUCAGUGGAGGAGUAUAUUGCAGCUCAGAAACUGUUUCUAAUUACUCGUCGUCUUCAUCUUGCAAUUCAAUGACUGUUGAGCCUCAUGGAUCAGCUGUGGGUAGCUCUCUCCCCCCGGAAGCGUUUACGCAACUCAACUACUCUGCAACGAACUUGUCACUUAAUCCGGGGGAACAUGAAGUCAAUUGCGUGGGAUCAUCCACCACAGUUCCUAAUUCGGUGACUAAUCCGCGGGGGAUUUCAGUGGGACACCGGAGGGAUUUUGUACGGCAGCAUUCACCGGGAGACGAAUCCCCUAUGGUUGGGGUUUGCGUUCAACAAAGUCCGGUGGUUAGCAAUUAGGGAUCCCGAAAAAAACCUGGCAGUCGAUGACAUACGCGGCGACGACGCCCACCCGCCUGGUUCUGCUCUGUUCCGCUGCCCUCUGCCCCAUAAAUUUGCGGGCAAUGUUCCUCCGGUAGGAAUAUGUGGGCCGUUUUCUUCUGUACACCGUAAGUUGCCUGUAUAAGGGGGAAAUUCCCCUCCUUGGCGGAACAAGGGGCAUAGAAUACCGGGUUUUCGACUACGGCUGUCCCGCCCCCUUUGAUGCCUCCAAACCUCCAAAAAUGGCGUCAACGCCGUACAGUGUUCUAAAAAUGCGCAUGCGCUUGCGAUGCCAGCCGCUUAAUUCUUAUCUCUUGUAUAGACGUGCAGCUACUAGCCCGUGCGCGCAUGCCUUUUGACAGCUAGCUGCUGUAGUUUUCGUCUUUUUUCGAUUGCCUUCGGGGGAAAUGCGUCUGAAAUGAUUUUUCGGAUUUGGAAUGGUUAUGUGAGUUUGGGGAGAGUGUUUUAACGUUUUGUCUAUUCCUUUCGAUGAUUAUAACACUCCUCAACACGACAUGAAUUUUUCCAACGUUCAGAGUGAAGCUUGACUGUUUUAAAACAGAAAAUUUGUCAUACCUGGAGAAUUUGUUGUUGUCUUGGAACUUCAUUUGAAACUUGUUCGACUCUAGGGAUUUGUUUAGUCUUGGAUGACAUUUUUGACCAAAUUAAUUUGCUUCACAUUUUACCGUUGAUGUUCGUAUUGUUUUGAUGUGCUCAAGUUUUUAACAGCUGCCAAGUCAUUGGUGAUUGAAAGAGUCAUCCUUUUUUUUGCCAAGCUUCGAUGAUGCGCAAAGAUGAUCUUUUGUCAUUUGUUUUUAUUCUGUUUGGACUCAAAUAUUCGUCCAUUUGCUACCUUUUAAAACUUUGUUUUUAUUUGAUCAUUUUUUUACCUGGCAAGAGAAAUCUUGUGUGACAACUCGCAAGUCUUGGGAAUUUUUUGGUGUUCAUCUUAGGCCAGUCUGUCAAAAUACGGUUAACUUAUUGGGAGUCUGUUCGUGUCACGUUUUCGAAGCUGUGUUCUCAACCAAAAAAUUUUGGUUUUGUAGCCACGUAGCAAAAUAACACUAUGUAAUACUGAAGUCGCACAGAAUCGUGAUCAGCCCUUAUAAACAGCAUCGGAAUAUAUUAUUUUAGUCUCGAUUUACCAUAUUUUAUUGAUAAUAUUUCAUGUAACUUAUUUAUUUAUUUUAGUGGCUCUAGGACCGGCAUGAAAACGUUCGAUGCGAACAGACCUCG